AUGCGUGCGCCGGUUAGUGUGAAUGACGAGGGUGUAUUUCUGAGUGGGCUGUUGGCUUUGAUUGUGGGUCCGGACGGUUCGCGGGAGCCGAUAGCGAACUGUGUCCAGAAGAUGGUGAUUCUAACGGACGACGUGAGUGCAAUUGAGGCGCUGGCGGUGGCGCUGCCCGAACAGUUCCAGAAUAGCACGGGUCCAGGGUACGACUGUCUGAAGGGUUGGUCGCGGCUUCACCUUUUCCGUCCGGGCGAUACCCGGCCGGAGGCUUGCCUGAGCGUCGUGCGUACGCUGGGCCUGGCGCUCGAGGAGCUCUUAAUCGGCGUCGAUCCUACGCGGGCCGAAGACGUGCGUACAGAGGUCUUCGGAACGGACCUGCCUGACCUUGCCCCAACGCCGGAAAAGCUCGAACCGACAUCGGGGGAGACGGCGGAAGCGUCGGAGGAGACCGGGUUGGUCACACCGGGGACCACACUGAGGGUCAUGUCGGUUAGGGACCUAUCGGAAGCUGAACGCCGAUACCUCACUCACGAGGUACCCGGACUGAUGAGCGCCGCUGUGGUCAACAUACAGCUCGCCCAGCAGUCCCGGUGGUGGCCGUUAAGCCGGUCGACGAAACAGAAGCUAGCACUCUCGGCCGUUCUUGUGGUCGGCAUUCCGUGCGGCAUACUCGUCUGGUGGCACAGACACGACCGCAGACACAGACUCAGAGACUAUUAG
Molecule: messenger RNA, 714 nt
Organism: Gregarina niphandrodes
Lineage: Eukaryota; Apicomplexa; Conoidasida; Eugregarinorida; Gregarinidae
Product: putative transmembrane protein
Exons: 1
Coding region: 1-714 (237 amino acids)
Source: RefSeq, a predicted model, not a curated record